CCGUGGGUUCGGGUUCAAAAUACGGCGAAACUACGAAACUUAUAUUGCAAAUUAUUGCAUCAAUAAUGUAGGAAACCGUUCAGUGAUUAAAUAUGGUGUUUUUAACAAUCCGCAGGUUUUCUGAUAUACUAAUGUGUCGCUACUGUUUUCAUCAUGAAUAGGAGUUCGCUGGGGAGCUCGUCACCGCAAAGGGGUGCAGCUCCCCAACCCCCAUAUCCGGGGAGCUGUCUCCCGCCCCGAGCAGUCGCCCCCGACACCCCGCCCCCGCCCCCUGAUGAGAAAUGUGGCGGAAGACUGGAGGGGCUGUUAGCACAAGCAGACGAAAUCCUUCUUAAGGCUGAAUAUGAUACUUAUACACCAGACCGUCUUAGUACAAGGACCGAGACGGACGGUGGGAUUGGACCCGGCUCAAGACCAAGGAUGGAGGACGGAUCAGCAGGACCUAAACCAAGGACAGAGGACGGUUCUCCGACGAUGUCCGAAAGACUGUUGUCCUUGUACGCGAUUGAGGCGGGGAAAGAAACACGAAGUUCUCAUCUGAAAUUGGCCUCUAACCUCCUGGAUAGAUUAAUGACGACCUCCCCAUUCUCUAGACUUGUCCUCACACUUAAUCAACAGGACGGGUAUGUACUGGGAUUAAUGUCCAGUAGUCUGGUAUACUCGGAGCUCGUAAAGUUCUCCUACCAGGAUACUCACCUACUCAACAGUAUUGAUAACGAGGAGAUACCAGUGAUUAUAGCAGACCUACUGCAAGAUUUAAGCCAAAACUUGUUCCACGGGGGGUGUAUAGUUUGUGAAGUACGUGACCACAGAGGCGGAGGGGGCGGGCCCUGGGGCGGAUCCCGCUUUGUACUUCUCCGCCCUACAACUCAAAGUAUUAUCUGUGAUAGUGUGAGGCUGGGGAAGGAAGGGCUGGGUAGGGUUAAUAGUGAAGAUAGAAACAGUAUAGAGAGUCAGAUUAUCCCUAAAAUUGUUAUGCUUAAUGUAUAA
Eurytemora carolleeae is the source of this 990-nucleotide messenger RNA. Its product is annotated as transcription factor SPT20 homolog. Gene Ontology annotation, cellular component: SAGA complex. The record is from RefSeq and is a predicted model, not a curated record. Lineage: Eukaryota; Metazoa; Arthropoda; Copepoda; Calanoida; Temoridae. Bases 154 to 990 code for a protein of 278 amino acids. The transcript is spliced from 7 exons. Gene Ontology annotation, biological process: regulation of transcription by RNA polymerase II. Gene Ontology annotation, molecular function: transcription coregulator activity.